Nilaparvata lugens (brown planthopper) is the source of this 1316-nucleotide messenger RNA. RefSeq names its product annexin B10. Gene Ontology annotation, cellular component: cytoplasm. Bases 184 to 1221 code for a protein of 345 amino acids. Gene Ontology annotation, molecular function: calcium-dependent phospholipid binding; calcium ion binding. NCBI's taxonomy places the organism in Eukaryota, Metazoa, Arthropoda, Insecta, Hemiptera, Delphacidae. The record is from RefSeq and is a predicted model, not a curated record. The transcript has 8 exons.
AAAGGUCAAAUCGUCUGAUGAACUUGAAGCAAUGCUUUCAUCUCUUAUCUUUUCCUAGUGCAUACUUCCUUAUCAUUUAUUGACCAUGUACAUAAAAUUCAAUGGCAUUGUAGAGAGCAUUCAGUCUCAAUUAUUCAUCAUUAGUCUCAUAUUCUUAUGUGGUCCUUGUCUUAGAGGAAGCUCAUGAAAAUGUGGAACACCAGCUUUGUGGUUUUUGUAACAUUUACGAUAUUUUCUAUCAGCAGUGUUUAUUGUAAGGAACAAUUUUCACAGCAGGUGGCAGGUGAUAAAGAGUUCAGCCUAUCACAGGAUGCGAAAAGUCUAAGAGAUGCUAUUGUAGGCCUGGGUACAGAUGAGAACACCAUUGUUUCCAUACUCACCAAUAGGACAAAUGCCCAACGACAGAAAAUUGCUCGUUUCUACCAGCAACAAUUUGACAAGAAUUUAGUUAAAGACUUAUCAAAUGACCUUUCUGGAACUCUGAAGAGGAUUGUGAAGGCCAUGAUGAUGGAACCCACUGAGUUGCUGGCGAAAUCUUUGCACGAUUGCAUCAACCGUAUCUUGCCUGAUGACAGUUGCGUCAUCUCGAUACUUUGCACAAGAACCAGAUACGAGUUGAUUCCAAUCAUCGACAAAUAUUUGUUUAUGUUCAAUAAAACACUUUUAAGUGACAUAGAUGCCUCAACUGAUGGAGAAUACAAGGUUUUCAUGAAAACGUUACUGACGCCUAUGAUGCGAGAUGUAGGUCACGUAAACUCUACUGUGGUACAGCAAAAAGUGAAAUUGAUACCAUCUAAACCAGAUGACUGUGACACAACCAAAUCCAACAACCACGCCCUGUUGAUGAUGAUGGCCAAGGAUAGUUUUGAACAGAUUCGUUUCAUCAUUUUCGAGCAUGAAAGUAAACACAACACGUCCAUAUCUGAAGCAAUCACGGCUAAUUGCCAAGAUGAUACACUUGCUAAAGCUUAUAAAACAAUUAUAAACUAUGCCAAGAAUCCAGCAGCUUAUUACGCUCAAAUCAUAAAGAAAUCGACUGCAGGAUUGGGUACAAACGAUGAUACGCUGAUUAGAACGAUAGUCAGUCGACAAGAAAUCGAUCUUGCUGAAAUCAAGCAGGCCUACAAACAAAUGUAUCAUACCACUUUAACCUCUGCAGUUGCUAGUGAAACUUCUGGAUAUUACAAGAAGACACUAAUGGCUCUCAUUGGACCUGAAUAAGCAACUGAAUCCAGCAAUAACUUUACAUAUUAUACACUUUGGAUAUUAAAAUUAUGUAGAAAUCAUUUAGAUUUAAAUAGUCGUUACAGUUUCAA